Amphibalanus amphitrite is the source of this 726-nucleotide messenger RNA. RefSeq lists its product as uncharacterized. Bases 98 to 520 code for a protein of 140 amino acids. The transcript has 2 exons. Lineage: Eukaryota; Metazoa; Arthropoda; Thecostraca; Balanomorpha; Balanidae. The record is from RefSeq and is a predicted model, not a curated record.
CCGGGCAAAUACAAACAGGUUAUGCAGUGUGCAUCUAUGGUUGUUCUCACAACGAACAAGGGAGUUGGCCGAUAUCAUCUGAUCGUAGUCUCGUCGAAUGAUGCAGCUUGCGCAAUUGCGGCACUCAGCGGGCGUGGCGGACGCAUACAACGGGCGUGGUGGACAGAGUGCUCUGCUGUGCGCCUGCGUGGCGGUGGCGGCCGGCAGUCCCCUGCUGGUCGGCGUUCAGGAGAAGGCCAAGGUGCGCAUAGCCACCCUGGACCCGGUGGAGGCCGACACCCCGGCCAACACCAAGCUGCUCAUAGAAAACGAGAAGGAGCUGGAGAUACCGGCUACUCGCGUCCUGACUUACUCCGCCCUGCCCUACGCGCACGUGUUCCGUAAGAAGCGCGCCCUGGUACGUCAGAUGCACGGACUGGGGAUGGUGGCGGCAGAUACGCCGGCCAGCACGGCCCUGCUGCAACCUAUCGUCAGCGAGCACAGCAUGGUCGUGCCCAAGAUGGUCUACAUGAUGGUCUGAGACCUGUUCAGCGAUUUUUCUGUCAUGACCUCACCGCAGCACUGCCUUGCCGAUAACUCAACUGAGCGAUGGAUACGCGCGUUUGCUCGGAAACGAUGAGAUGUAUGCGCUUAUGUAACUGCCAGAAGAAUGGGAAUGCCCAUACGCAUGGCGAUUGGUUUCCAGUGUCAAUAUGAAAAGAUUUGAAAUAAAAACUGAAAGUCUGA